AUGACACCAAUAUUCACGGUCCCCGAGCCAGACGUCCGACCGAGGCGCGGCCCCGGGAGCCUCCCUGCGGCAGCGCCUGAAGCGCGAGAGGACCCGACCGACGCGGCCGAGCGCAUCGGCCUUCGGGCGCCGAAGCAGCCGCACCGCCUGGGCGUCGCACAACCAGGGAGGAAAUCAGGAUCACUGCUAAUCCACAGAUUCGGAAGGCUUCCCAUGGUGUCCGCGAGCUCAGUCGUCUACACAGGCAUAGCUAUCGGCUCCUGCUUUCUCUACUCACUUCCGCUCCUGCUGGCUGCCAGGUUCCUGCUCGGCGUCAUGCAUCCAGCGUCCCUCCAGACGGGCUACAUCCUCGUGAUGGAGAUGGCGGAGCCCAGGUGGCGGUCCGCCCUGGGUGUGGGCAUGUUCUUGCCGUGGGCGCUGGGCACGAUGGCCUGGGGCGGUUUCGCGUACCUGGUGAGGGCCUGGCGCUGGCUGCAGCUGGCCGUGUCGCUGCCGUGCCUGCUGUUCCUGCCGGCGCUCCUCGUCCUGGACGAGUCGCCGCGCUGGCUGGCGGUGGCGGGGCGGCAGGAGAAGGCGCUCGGCAUCCUGAAGAAGGCGGCCGAGAGGAACCGGGUGGACCUUCCGUCCGACGAGAAGAUCCUUAGCAUUCUCAAGGACGAUCAGAGGAAGGAAGUCCAAGAAAAAGCUACUCAUGACAACUUUAAAGACAGAGUUAAAGAAUAUUUUGAGACAGCUGUUAUUCUUUUCAGAGAAACAAAGUAUGUAAGUGUCUCCAAUGUUCAUUGA
This is a messenger RNA of Penaeus vannamei (Pacific white shrimp), 786 nucleotides long. The record is from RefSeq and is a predicted model, not a curated record. Lineage: Eukaryota; Metazoa; Arthropoda; Malacostraca; Decapoda; Penaeidae.